Molecule: messenger RNA, 1752 nt
Organism: Penicillium digitatum Pd1
Lineage: Eukaryota; Fungi; Ascomycota; Eurotiomycetes; Eurotiales; Aspergillaceae
Product: AMP-dependent synthetase/ligase
Biological process (GO): secondary metabolite biosynthetic process; amino acid activation for nonribosomal peptide biosynthetic process
Cellular component (GO): cytoplasm
Molecular function (GO): catalytic activity; phosphopantetheine binding
Source: RefSeq, a predicted model, not a curated record
AUGCUCCAAGUUGUUACCAAGCACAACUACUCAUGCAAGGAGAUUUCAGCUAUGGAAAGUGGCCAGUCGAUGAACUUGGGGACUCCCCUUGCGCGUGUGAAAUUUCAUCCUGGACAAACCUCCAGUGGAUUGGAUUCUGGCAUUUCUCUGAUGACCAUACACCACGCUCUUUUUGAUGGAUGGUCAUAUCUGCAGCUGCUUGAGGAUCUCCAGCAAAUCUACAGCGGAGACAGACUGCCACCACGCCCUGCCUUCAAUCUUGUCAUUGAUUACAUCUCUAAGUUGAGCAUUGAGGAGGAUCGCUUUUUUUGGAGUCAAGAGUUCAUUAAUGUCCAAGCAAAAAGGUUCCCUGUCUUUCCCCGGCGGCCGCUCGUUGAGCCAAACUGGCAGAUCAGAAGCCAGCAAGUUGCCCUAGCCAAGUCAGAUAUGAACUGGGCCCUUGCCAAUAAAAUCAAAUUGGCAUGGGCUCUUGUGAUCUCUUCUCAGACUUCCUCGAAUGAUGUGAUUUACGGCUUGACAGUCUCCGGCCGAAAUGUUCCAGUUCCAGAGAUAAAUCGUAUUGCUGGGCCAACUUUUGCAACAUUCCCUUUCCGCACGCAGCUUGAUGACGACAUAUCGGUGGAAGAUAUGCUGAUUCAAGUUGCUUGGCGCGGGAGGCUGCUCAACGUCGCUAUGCUGACUCCUUCAGUGGCACGAACCCUAUCGCCAGUCGUAGUCCCUUGCCUCCAAACCCUGAUCCUCGGAGGGGAGCCACCUUCAGUCUCUGAUCUGGCGAUGUGGGCCUCGCGAGUCCAGCUACAUCAAUCCUACGGACCGGCUGAGUGCGCUAUGUACACGACCACUACAACGCCCUUGACUCCUAACUCCGAUGUGAGCAAUGCCGGAUCUUCUCCAAAUGCAUCUAACUGGAUUGUUGAUCCCGAAAACCAUGAUGAGCUUCAGCUUAUCGGCUCGACUGGAGAUCUCGCUGUCUUGAACGCCGUAGGGUCUUUGACUUUGGUCGGCCGAAAGGAUACACAGGUCAAGCUCAUUGGGCAGCGGAUUGAGUUGCACGAGAUUGAGCAUUGUGCCGAGAGAUACCAACAUGAUACUGCAGUUAUUGCAGAAUUGAUCAAAUCAGCCGGCAUCCGGAGACCAAGACUUUUCAUGUUCGUCCAUGAUCCUGCGACGGUAGAAAUGACGGCGGGCAUCAACUCCGCUUGUCAUGGCCAUCGGGAGUUGUUUUUCUCGCCGCAUAGACCAAAUCAAGAAUCCCUUGAGGGUUUAAAACGCCAUCUGAAUCGUCAACUUCCACCCUAUAUGAUACCUUCAUUUUUUAUUUCGCUAUCCCGUCUGCCACUAAGCCCCAGUGGAAAGGCUGACCGCAAGGCACUACGCCAGAUUGCAUCAGAAAUGGAUAGAGAGACAUUGCAGAUAUAUCUAGUUAAUCUAAUGGCAGAGAAAAGGGAACCAACUACAGAACAAGAGCGAUUUGUCCGCGCAAAUUUUGCCACAGCCCUAUCAUUAGAUGAGGAGGCCAUUGGAACAGACGAUCACUUCUUCGCUCUGGGAGGCGAUUCCAUCACUGCCAUGCGAGUUCUCACUUUGUGUCGGAGAAGAAAUUUGGCAAUCUCGGUGCAGGACUUCCUCUCAAAGAAUACUCUAUCCUUGUUUUGCACACAUAUGAUGGUGGUCCAAGGUCAGACCGUUGAUUCCAAACGUCAGAAACUCCUGAGUUCACAAGACCCGACUCGACGGGGAGAUCAUCUUUGA